Thamnophis sirtalis is the source of this 354-nucleotide messenger RNA. The record is from RefSeq and is a predicted model, not a curated record. Lineage: Eukaryota; Metazoa; Chordata; Lepidosauria; Squamata; Natricidae.
GAUGCGACGCGCAUGACCUCGGCGGGUUGCUUGGCUGAAAUGUGUGCCUUCUUGACGGACGAAGAACUCGGCGGCAUCCUCCAGAAUCAUCUCCUAGCGGAUGUCUCCGGCAUUGACUGGAUGGUGAGGCACGGACGCAGCCUGGCCCUCUCGGUCGCGGUGAAUACGGCGGCCAGCAGGCUGUGCGCCCCCAAAUAUUCGAACAGCGUCCAUGAGAUGAUCUUCAGCAACACGGUCGCUGACCGGAUCCCCAUUGCGGUCAGCGGCAUCCGAGGAAUGGGCUUCCUUAUGAAGCAUCACAUAGAAGCCAACGACGGGAACCUGCCCCCGAAGCUCUCCAAUCUCUUCAUCAAG